Molecule: messenger RNA, 5356 nt
Organism: Lycium barbarum (goji berry)
Lineage: Eukaryota; Viridiplantae; Streptophyta; Magnoliopsida; Solanales; Solanaceae
Product: cleavage and polyadenylation specificity factor subunit 1
Exons: 27
Coding region: 297-4769 (1490 amino acids)
Cellular component (GO): nucleus
Molecular function (GO): protein binding; nucleic acid binding
Source: RefSeq, a predicted model, not a curated record
AAUGGGUACGUAACAUAUCAUGCCACUCCCUAUUGAAGGGAUAUUAUGUGAAUCUGAAAAAAAAAUCAGAUCCUUUUUUAAAACCAAGAUUUCACGGUCCCGGUUGGAAAUUAGUCAAAUUUACAUUGACAAAGUAUCUGACUUCCCUCCGGCAAAUCAAAAUUACACAUUUUCACUGCUCACUUCACUCCUCCUCCUCCUCCCGCCAAACACAAAAACAAGGGUUUAAGCUUUUACCCCCCCCAAAAAAAAAACCCUAAUCUUCAACCGAAACGCCGCCGUAGAAUCCAAAAAAGAUGAGUUUCGCGGCGUGUAAGACGAUGCAUUGCCCUACCGGCAUCGAAAACUGCGCCGCCGGCUUCAUCACUCACUCAGCCGCCGAUAAUACCACCCCUCAAAUUCUCCAUACAGCCGACGUGGAUUCUUCCGAUUGGCCAGCAGCCGCCAACAACAAGCCAAUUGGCCCUAUCCCGAACCUAGUUGUCUCGGCUGGAAACGUGCUUGAAGUUUAUUUAAUUAGGGUUAAUUCAUCCAAAGAAGUUAAACGUGGUGGCCUUAUGGCUGGUGUUUCUUCUGCUUCACUUGAACUCGUUUGCCAUUACAGGUUGCAUGGAAAUAUAUAUUCAAUGGGCGUGUUAACAGCAGGAGGAGUUGAUGGUGGUAAAAGAAGAGAUUCGAUUAUCUUAACCUUUGAAGAUGCUAAAAUGUCUGUUCUUGAGUUUGACGAUGCCACACAUGGGCUCCGGACCAGCUCAAUGCACUGUUUUGAAGGUCCAGACUGGUUUCAUUUAAAAAGAGGACGAGAGUCAUUUGACAAAGGUCCGAUUAUCAAGGUUGAUGCACAGGGGAGAUGUGCUGGAGUCUUUGCUUUCGAACAACAGAUGAUAAUACUCAAGGCUGCUGAGGUCAACUCUAGCUUAGUUGGUGAGGACAGUGCUUUUAAUGCUGGAGGUGCCUCAGCUCGCAUUGAAUCAUCAUAUAUCAUCACCUUACGAGAUCUUGAUGUGAGGCAUGUCAAAGAUUUUAUAUUUCUUCAUGGUUAUAUUGAGCCUGUCAUGGUUAUCCUUCAUGAACGGGAACUCACUUGGGCUGGGCGCGUCUCUUGGAAACACAAUACUUGUACGGUCUCUGCUUUUAGUAUUAGUACAACGUUGAAGCAGCAUCCACUGAUAUGGUCAGCCGUUAAUCUCCCUCAUGAGGCAUAUAAACUUCUUGCUGUGCCAUCUCCUAUUGGUGGAGUACUUGUAAUUGGUGCAAACACUAUCCAUUAUCAAAGCCAGUCCUCUUCUUGUUCGUUGGCGUUGAACAAUUUUGCCUUUUUUGGUGACAGCAGUCAAGAAAUGCCAAGAUCAUCUUUUAAUGUGGAGUUAGAUGCAGCUAAUGCGACUUGGUUGACAAGUGAUGUGGCAAUGCUAUCGACAAAAACAGGGGAACUACUUCUUCUAACGAUUAUAUAUGACGGGAGAAUCGUACAAAAGCUCGACCUUUCAAAAUCAAGAGCUUCAGUACUUACAUCGGGAAUUACAACAAUUGGGGACUCAUUAUUCUUUUUGGGCAGUCGCCUUGGAGAUAGUUUGCUUGUGCAAUUUACUUGUGGUCUGGGCGGAUCAAAUUUGCCUCCUGGGAUGCAGGAAGAGGUUGGAGAUAUUGAAAGUGAUGCUCCUUCUGCAAAGAGGCUAAGAAUGUCAUCCUCGGAUGCAUUGCAAGACAUGAUUAAUGGAGAAGAGCUUUCCUUGUAUGGUACAGCUCCAAAUAAUGCACAAUCAGCACAGAAGACAUUCUCAUUUGCAGUGAGGGAUUCCCUGAUCAAUGUUGGACCUCUAAAAGACUUCUCAUAUGGUAUGAGAAUCAAUGCGGACCUGAAUGCUACUGGAAUUGCUAAGCAAAGUAAUUAUGAACUGGUAUGCUGUUCAGGUCAUGGAAAGAAUGGUUCCCUUUCUGUGCUUCAACAAUCAAUCCGCCCAGAAAUGAUCACCCAAGAAGCUUUACCAGGUUGCAAAGGAAUUUGGACUGUUUACCACAAGAAUACACGUACCCAUCUCAAUGAAUCCUCAAGAGUGGCAGAUGAAGAAGACGAAUAUCAUGCAUAUUUGAUUAUUAGUUUGGAGACUCGUACAAUGGUUCUGCAGACUGCAAAUAAUUUGGAGGAGGUAACAGAGAAUGUGGAUUACUAUGUUCAAGGAACUACUCUUGCUGCUGGAAAUCUAUUUGGGAGACGCCGAGUUAUCCAAGUGUUUGCUCAUGGUGCUCGAAUUCUUGAUGGUGCAUUUAUGACUCAAGAAUUGAGCUUUAAGGCUUCAAAUGUGGAAUCUGGCUCGAGUUCAGAUAGUCCUAUUGUAACUUCUGUUUCAAUAGCUGAUCCUUAUGUUUUACUAAGAAUGACAAAUGGAAGUCUUCAGCUUCUUGUCGGAGAUCCAUCAUCGUGCUCUCUUUCAAUAACCGUUCCGUCAAUAUUUGAAAGCUCACAAAAGUCAAUAUCUGCUUGUACACUAUAUCAUGACAAAGGCCCUGAACCUUGGCUUAGGAAGACCAGUACUGAUGCUUGGCUUUCUUCUGGCAUGGGGGAGGCAAUUGAUGGUGCCGAUGGGGUAACCCAUGAUCAGGGUGAUGUAUAUUGUGUUGUUUGUUACGAAAAUGGUACUCUUGAAAUAUUUGAUGUUCCCAAUUUUAGUUGUGUUUUCUCUGUUGAUAAAUUCAUAUCUGGGAGGACCUACCUUGUUGACACCUUUAUCCAAGAUUCAGUCAAUGGUCUUGAUGCACAUUCGAAGAAUAGUGAGGAUGUUGUGGGCCCUGGACAGAAAGAGAACAGGAAGGAUGUGAAGAUAAACGUGGUGGAGUUGAUGAUGCAUAGGUGGAUAGGGAAACAUUCCCGCCCUUUUCUUUUUGGGAUAUUGGCUGAUGGGACGAUUCUAAGUUACCAUGCAUAUGUUUUUGAAGGUUCAGAGAAUUCUUCUAAAGUUGAGGGAUCUGUUUCAUCACAGAAUUCCGUUAGUCUUAGCAAUACAAAUGCGUCUAGGCUCAGAAAUUUAAGAUUUUUUCGGGUUCCAGUAGACAAUUAUGCAAGGGAAGAGAUGCCGUCUGGAACCCCAUUACAGCGAAUGAAUGUUUAUAAGAAUAUUGGUGGUUCUCAAGGAAUAUUUCUCACCGGGUCAAGGCCAUCUUGGUUCAUGGUGUUCCGUGAACGACUUAGGAUACAUCCACAGCUAUGCGAUGGACCUAUCGUUGCCUUCACUGUUCUUCACAAUGUCAACUGUAAUCAUGGACUGAUAUAUGUAACUGCCCAGGGAACAUUAAAGAUUUGCCAACUUCCAUCUUUCCUGUCUUAUGACAACUAUUGGCCAGUGCAAAAGAUACCAUUGAAGGGAACACCACAUCAAGUUACUUAUUUUGCUGAGAAGAAUUUUUACUCAGUUAUAGUUUCAGUUCCAGUUCUUAAGCCAUUGAAUCAAGUCCUAUCAACUAUAGCUGAUCAAGAAGUUGGCCAUCAGUUUGAUCCUGAAAAUUUAAAUUAUGAAGGAAACUAUCCUAUAGAAGAAUUUGAGGUGCGGAUUGUGGAACCAGAAAAAUCUGGUGGGCCCUGGCAAACGAGGGCAAGUAUUCCUAUACAAAGUUCUGAAAAUGCUCUGACUGUGAGGAUGGUUACUUUACUUAAUACAACUACGAGAGAGAAUGAAACACUUUUGGCAGUUGGGACUGCUUACGUGCAAGGGGAAGAUGUUGCUGCAAGGGGGCGUGUGCUUUUGUUUUCUAUAGAUCGAACUGCUGAUAAUUCUCGAACUUUGGUCUCAGAAGUCUACUCAAAGGAAUUAAAGGGUGCUAUAUCUGCUUUAGCUUCACUUCAAGGUCACUUAUUGAUAGCUUCUGGUCCUAAAAUUAUCCUGCACAAAUGGACGGGUUCUGAAUUAAAUGGAGUUGCUUUUUGUGAUGUUCCUCCACUUCAUGUUGUGAGCCUAAAUAUUGUGAAGAACUUUAUUCUUCUUGGAGACAUUCACAACAGCAUAUACUUCAUCAGCUGGAAAGAGCCACAACUUAAUUUAUUGGCCAAAGAUUUUGGGUUGCUUGAUUGUUUAGCAACAGAGUUUUUAAUUGAUGGUAGCACUCUCAGUCUUCUAGUUUCAGAUGAUCAAAAGAAUGUCCAGAGCGUGGACACCAUAACAUGGCAGCCCAACAUUGAGACGCACAAUAACAUGGAUGAGCCUAGCUUUGGUACCAUGAUAAGUAAUGAAUCUUGGGAACUUACUCCUCGACUCCAAGAGCUGGCUCAUGAGAUAUUCUACUAUGCUCCAAAGAUGUCAGAAAGUUGGAAAGGGCAGAAGCUUAUGUCUAGGGCUGAAUUCCAUGUUGGUUCUCGCAUUACAAAGUUCUUACGCUUGCAGCUGCUUCCCACUAUAUCUGAGCGAACUUCUACCACUCCGGGGUCUGAUAAAACAAAUCGCUUCGCUUCAGUGUUUGGCACGCUAGAUGGCAGCCUUGGCUGUAUAGCCCCUCUGGAUGAACUUACUUUUCGUAGGCUUCAGUCCCUGCAGAAAAAGCUUGUUAGUGCUGUUACCCAUGUUGCUGGACUAAAUCCAAGAUCUUUCCGCCAGUUCCGAUCAAAUGGAAAAGCUCAUCGGCCUGGUCCAGAUAACAUAGUUGACUGUGAGCUGCUAUCCCACUAUGACAUGCUCCCAUUAGAGGAACAGCUUGAGAUAGCUCAGCAGAUCGGAACCACACGGACUCAAAUAAUGUCAAACUUGAAUGACAUGAUCUUGGGUACAAGCUUCUUAUAAUGUAGCUCUAACAAGAAGAUCAGAAACUAAUGUUGCUAAUUUGGAGGAAGUGGGGAACUGGAGCAGUUCAGAAGUCAUCUUUGACCAGUUAAAAGCCUUCAGUAAUCAUCCUCGUGGAAUUGACUGGCUUUAAUAUCGAACAUGCUGUUUCCUCACGAAUCAUGAAGCCGGAGAACCUUGCAGGAAUCAUCAUUCUCGUCAAGAGCAGCGGCUGCCUCUUAAUGAGAUUGCCCAGAAUUCUUGGGGCUCUGUUGUUCUUGAUGGAUGUAUAUUAAUUAGGUGAUGUAUCAAUCCUAGGACCAUUUGUUAUGGACUUCUGCUUAAGAUGAAAUGUGAAGCUUGAUCCUCUAUAACCUAUCAUUGCGAAUCUUGUAGAUUAUAUUAUAAUGUUCAAGUGAUUACACCAUCACUAAGGUUAGGAAUUACCAAUAACACGAAGGGGAUGUAGAGCAGACAGGAAGUCAAUGUCAUGUUGGACUUAGAUUAAACGAGAAAGUGUACCUGAGGUGAUUUUUGUUUCUCAAAACCAGAAAUGUUAAGUGUGGAAAAUUCUAGUUUGACCAUUCUGCUGGUUAACAGUUUGCACC